AAUGGCGAAAAGAGGGGAUCCAAAGACACUUGUACUGAACAAUUUCGAGGAAUUGAAAUUUGUAGACAACAUCUUCUGCCCAUAGCGUGGACAAUUACGAUUAUUUCGAUUCCAUCCUUUUGCAAAGUACAAAUGUACGUUCCUAACAGAUAUAUGGUUUCAAAAUUGGUGUGUUCUGUUCCAGUUUAAUAGAUGGAUGUUAACCAAUAAUAACAGUUACUUAAGCAAUAUAAAGAACGUUGUAAGAUCAAACAACCACAUAUAUUCUAUACGAUUGAAAGUGAAAGCCAAAAAACAAUGAAACCCGGGUAAUUUGGAUAGUCAGAAGUAUUUUAGAUUUUUGUUUUUUUUGAAUAUGGUCAAUUAACUUUGCAUGAAUUAACUGAAAGAAGAUAAGCCAAACGAUAUUUGAUACCUGAACCAGAAGUUUGGUGUCUUAUUAAAGGAGUAAUGUAAGCUAUGCAUUUCUUUUAAAAUAAUAAUAUUCCUCAUGGAAUGAUUACUACUAAGACAAUCUAUUUUGAUGAGGAGUAUCUUCUAUAUAGAGUUUAUGAUUAAGAAUUAAUUGGUGGUAGAUGGGGCAAUUUCAUUAAAUAUUAGUAAACGAAAGAUCCUGAAAUUUAAGUAUUUUUGGCUCCAGAAACCAAACCAUUUAUUAAUUCAGAAGCUAGUCUAUUAGAAACAGCAUAAAUUAACCCAUUUAAAGUAGAUGUAUUUGCUUUUGGGUAAUUAUAAUAUAUUAUAUAGAAUUGUACUUCUUUAAUGUCUUACAUUGUUUUAAGCUUUCGAAAAUCCUUUGAAAUGGUUAGAUUAAUUCUACUCCAAGAAUUUAAUGACCUUCAUUACUUAAUGCAUUUAACCUGAUCCCAAUAAACGUUAAGAUUGGAUUGGACUAUAUCAAUUACCUCUAGAGCCAAGCCAAGAUCAAAAAAUAAAUGAACGAAAUUCUUUGAUUCAAUCUCAUUUUGAGAAUAGGGGCUAAAAAACAUUUAGAUGAA
Molecule: messenger RNA, 998 nt
Organism: Paramecium pentaurelia
Lineage: Eukaryota; Ciliophora; Oligohymenophorea; Peniculida; Parameciidae
Source: the annotation of a GenBank genome assembly